AAUUAUGGUUGUUAAAACAGAAGGGGCGAUAUAUCCUGGGUAAUUUCCACUUGAAAUUCGACUUUAUAUAAAAACCAUGCGCAAAGCAGGAUCUACUACACUUGGUUAGAAAUUAUCGAGCCGUUCAGUAAUGGUUACAUCCAAAUUACUGUUUGCAUCCUGCCUUCUCGCAGCGGCUUGCAAGGCCAUCUAUUUAGAGGAAACCCCGGCAACUGAGGAAGACGUCGUCGAAGACCCUUCUCCACCCGAGGUUUAUUUCCGACCCUCAUUUCCGAGGCUUCACUUCAGCAGCAUCAACGGAUUUGGCGAUGACCCGAUUUCCCCCUUCAGGAACUUUCUUCUAACAAAUCCUGCCGCUGGUGGGAUGGACGAGACCAAUCGAGUCCUGAAGUUCAAGGAGCAACUCGAGAAGCUCAAGAAGUACCUUUGUUCCAACUUCUACACGCUCACUUGUCACACCAUCCGUCAUUAUCAGAUGCAGGUGGGUCAACACGAACAAGAUCUCUUGAGACGACAACAGGAGAGUCGACGACUCAUGCAGCGAAGUUUCGGGCCCAUCAGUCAUGCGAGUACCAAGCGACAGGGCCCGACAAGGCCGAAUCGAGGCCCCGAGGAGCCUGCGUCACUGCCAAGAAUGGCCAAGUGGGAAUGGCAAGUGUAGAUGUAAGGACGGCCUUUGUCUGCCUGCACUCACUGAGGUGUGAUUCAUGAUGACGAGUGUUGAAGGUUGCUGAACCCGCUCGAUUUUGUAGUAGAAGAUCCUUUCUUCCUCUUUGACUCAACAUGAUCUCUCAUAAUGACAGUUUAUUACUUCAUGUCUAUCUAUGACUUGUUCGGUUCUUUGUAUCUAUAGAAGGGGGUGGUACGACGAUUAUGAUUCGUGUUAAUCCAAUGAUAACUUGCUCAUAUCUGGCUACCAAUCACAAUAUGAAAUAAAGAUUUGCAUCAAA
Tigriopus californicus is the source of this 950-nucleotide messenger RNA. RefSeq lists its product as uncharacterized. NCBI's taxonomy places the organism in Eukaryota, Metazoa, Arthropoda, Copepoda, Harpacticoida, Harpacticidae. The transcript has 4 exons. The coding region runs from base 131 to 661 and encodes 176 amino acids. The record is from RefSeq and is a predicted model, not a curated record.